AUGGACGCCGAGGGCCCCGAAGUUGGUACCCCGGGAUCUCCUGCUGCGCCGCGACGAGCUUGCGACCAAUGUAGGCUUAGGAAGAUCCGCUGCGACAAGGAAUCCCCGUGCUCCAACUGCCGGAGCGCUAGAAGGGACUGCAGUUCCACGGGAGCUGGCCAGAAACCGAAGGAACCACGGCAGCGAGUGUUGAUAUCGAGCCAAUAUGAGCGGAAGAUCGACCUUAUAGAGGAGCGGCUCGGCGGUAUCGAGACGCUGCUACGAAACCUCACCCCUUUAUCAUCCUCAAACUCGCCCGCUCGGGAGUCCCGUUCUCGGCGGCCCUCCGGAAAGUCGACACCGUUAUCCGGGGGCAACGUGGAUGAUGCAUACAGCGCUACCUUUGACCCGGAGGAUGCAGGCGACUUCGAAGGGAACUCGUCGUUGGCGGCGCAUACGGCGUUCGCGAGCGAGUUCCUCGAGAAUGUGGUCCAGCACACCCCACUUCCGCGGCAGGGAGGCGGCUCCAAGAUGGAGGCGGCGUUGUCAUCGCUACGGAAAAUUGUCAAUAUGCAAGAGAACCGCCGGGCUGUGUCGUCUUUCUACCGCUGGCCAGGCCAGAAGCAGGCGCACCAGCUAGGCAUACGCGAACUUCCCCUACCUCCUAUGGAGUUAGUGGCAGAUAAGCUGCGAGUGAUGAAACAUGGCCCAGUUCCCUUGAUGCUUGCCGUCCUCUAUUGCUUCAUAGACGUCGAGAAAUUCACCGACCAAUGUCGCCGCAUUUACUUUGAUGCCGACGACGUCACAGAUGCGACAAUUAUCCUUGUUAAUGCUGGGAUCGCGUACUUGUUCUUCGAAGCGGGAUUGAAUGUCGACGAUCCCAAGGAAAAAGCUCAGUAUGAAACGUACUGGAAUAUGUGCCAGAAGAACCUAGAUACGGUGCUGGCGCAGCUCAACUUCCUCAUGCCAGCGACGCUCGAGAAUCUGGAAGCAUUGCUUAUGGCUGCCAGCUUUUCGAUUGAUGUUUCGCGACCUUCCCUAUCGUGGGUGCUAGUAUCACAGGCCGCUCAUAUGUGCCGGACGCUUGGUCUGCACCAAGUCGGCUCCAUGAAGAACGACAGCCCACAGAGAAGAGCCGAAAAGUCGCUACUGUUCUGGUGCACCUACAUGCUAGACAAAGGGCUCUCGCUACAGCUCGGCCGCGCGUCUGUCCUGCAGGACUACGAUAUCUCACUGCCACACAUCGCCCCUGAAGGCCACGCGGCCUAUCCGGGGACGGAAGUAAUGACUUUUUGGAUCAAGCACGCACAAAUCCAAGGAAGGAUUUACGAACGUUUGUACAGCCCCGGUGCGCUAAGGCAGGCCGAAAAGUACAGAACCGAGCAGGCCAAUAUCUUGGCUACGGAACAGAAGCACCUCAUGCAACAAAGUCAGGAGGUGAUUGCCGGAUUUCAAUCAUCUACGGCCAUCGAUAGCCGCAUGUUUGCCCUGAUGCUGAAGUCGGACGAGGUCUCGUACUUGUCCUCCCUGGCGCUUAUCUAUCGGGCGAUGCCGCCUAUGGGAAACCGCUCGCGGACCUUUUCGGAUGAAUGUAUCGACACGGCCAGGCAGGCUAUGCGUUGCCACCAACAGUCCAUGGCUAUGAUGGAAGAGCAGUCACUGAAGAUAAUGUAUAUCCAUUGGACGAUCAUCUAUGCUCCCUUUAUUCCAUUCAUCGUCAUGUUCUGCCUGGUAAUCGAAACGUGCUGCGAGGAGGAUUUGCAGUGCCUAGCGGACUUCGUUCAGUCGCUCGAGACCGCCUGUGACGUGUCUUCCUCCAUAAAAAAACUGCAUCAGCUGUGCCGGGUGCUAUAUAACGUUGCGCAGGUGUACAUUGAGGCGAAAGCACAGUUGCCCGUCGACCAGGGUAUGGUUCCGGUCGGCAACGAAUUCAACAUGUACCUCAGCCAACUCGGCUUCAUCCCUGUAGACGAGACCAUGACGGGCAACAUUGAUCUCAGCGGUGUCGAUGACCAGGCCAGGUCGAUGGCGCAGUCGGCAUAUCUCGGCGACUGGUUUUCGGGUAAUAACUAUAUGCUAGGACUAUUAGAGGAGGACCUAUCUGGGAUCAACCCGUUAAGUUGGCGGUCGUAAAUCGAAACGCGAAACGUGUUGCUGGAAUCCAAGAUGUGCCUGGGAAGGAUAUAAUGGAAAGGGGCCGUGUAAAUCGCGGCUCAAUGAGCGAUGAUCUCGGACGGGCGUACUGAACCAAGGGUAUACUGGAUAUCCCCGCUCUGGGCAGGCUAUACUUGAAAUAAUAUCACGAGGACUGUAACAGAGUAGCAGGGGACCCAGAAAAUUGCGUAUUCGUGUCUCGCUUU
This is a messenger RNA of Durotheca rogersii, 2339 nucleotides long. RefSeq names its product fungal-specific transcription factor domain-containing protein. The transcript has 7 exons. Gene Ontology annotation, molecular function: zinc ion binding; DNA-binding transcription factor activity, RNA polymerase II-specific; DNA binding. Lineage: Eukaryota; Fungi; Ascomycota; Sordariomycetes; Xylariales; Xylariaceae. The record is from RefSeq and is a predicted model, not a curated record. The coding region runs from base 1 to 2112 and encodes 703 amino acids. Gene Ontology annotation, biological process: DNA-templated transcription; regulation of DNA-templated transcription.